Molecule: messenger RNA, 1331 nt
Organism: Thecamonas trahens ATCC 50062
Lineage: Eukaryota; Apusomonadida; Apusomonadidae
Product: acyl-coa dehydrogenase
Exons: 2
Coding region: 1-1272 (423 amino acids)
Biological process (GO): fatty acid beta-oxidation; medium-chain fatty acid catabolic process
Cellular component (GO): mitochondrion
Molecular function (GO): medium-chain fatty acyl-CoA dehydrogenase activity; flavin adenine dinucleotide binding
Source: RefSeq, a predicted model, not a curated record
AUGUUCCGGAGCCUCACCUCGACUGCUGCGCCGUCUGUGGCUGCUGCCACCGGCCAGGCCGCCCGCGGCUUUGCCGCAGCUGCCGCCGCCCGCCUCGACUUUGCUCUCUCCGAGGAGCAGCGGGCGCUGGACGACAUGUCCAAGCAGUUUGCCCGCGAGGUCAUCAUCCCCGUGGCCGCCGAGCACGACCAGACCGGCGAGUACCCGUGGGAGGUUAUCAAGCAGGCGCACGCGCUCGGUCUGAUGAACCCGCACAUUCCCGAGGCGUACGGCGGGCUUGGGCUCGGCGGCGUCGAGUCGUGCAUCAUUGCCGAGAACUUGGCGUACGGGUGCUCCGGCAUCGGAACCGCCAUCGAGGGCCCGGCGCUGGCCGAGGCGCCGAUCAUUGUGGGUGCGUCCGACGAGCAGAAGAAGAAGUACCUCGGCCGGAUGACUGAGGAGCCGCUCAUUGCCUCGUUUGCGGUGACUGAGCCCGGCGCAGGCUCGGAUGUGGCCGGCGCCAAGACGACUGCGGUGAAGAAGGGUGACGACUGGGUCAUCAACGGCUCCAAGAUGUGGAUCACCGGCGCCGGGCACGCCAACUGGAUCUUUGUCCUCGCCCGUACCGAUGCCAACGCCCGGACCGGUGCGGCCUUUACCGGCUUUAUUGUCGAUGGCGACACGCCUGGUGUCAACGUCGGCCGCAAGGAGGUGAACGUGGGCCAGCGCGCGUCGGACACCCGCGGCAUCACCUUUGAGGACGUUGUCGUGCCUGACGCCAACCGCGUCGGCGCCGAGGGUUACGGCUUCAAGCUCGCCAUGGCCGCCUUUGACAUCACCCGCCCCGAGGUUGCAUCGGGCGCGGUCGGCCUCGCUGACCGUGCCAAGGACGAGGCGCUUGCGUACUCGCUCGAGCGCAAGACCUUUGGCACCGAGAUCUUCAACCACCAGGACGUCGCCUUCCGCAUCGCCGACCUCGAGACCGGCGUCCAGCUCGGUCGCCUCAUGGCCCGCCGCGCUGCCUGGGAGCUCGACCAGGGCCGCCCCUCGACCUACUACGCCUCCAUGGCCAAGCGCCACGCCGGUGACCACGCCAUGCACGCCGCAUGCGAGGCUUGCUACAUCUUUGGUGGCAACGGCUUCAACACCGAGUACCCCGUCGAGAAGCUCAUGCGCGACGCCCGCAUCUACUCCAUCUACGAGGGCACCUCGGGCAUCCAGCGGCUCAACGUCUCGCGCCUCAUGCGCCGCGCUUUUGAGGCCGGUGCCAACCCCGGCGGCCCUGAUGCCUAACUCCCUCCUGCCCACCCGUACACCCAUCAUUCAUCAGUACACGCAGCACACGCAGCACA